UGCACUUCCGGCUGCGUGAACCAAUGAAAGUGCGACCGCGGUGUCCCCCUACGCUGGCUUCCGGGCCGAGGUUGUCUGCUGGAGCACUGGGUCCGUUUGGCCUUCAGGGCCUGACAGCAAUGGUGCCAGAAGCUUCCAUUUAGAUCAGCAGCUCCAACUUCUCACCAUGGACACAUCCGAGAAGACGGAAGUGGUUCUCCUGGCCUGUGGGUCUUUUAAUCCGAUCACUAACAUGCACCUCAGGCUGUUUGAGCUGGGCAAGGACUACAUGAAUGCAACAGGGAGAUACAGAGUUAUCAAAGGCAUAAUUUCACCUGUUGGUGAUGCGUAUAAGAAGAAAGGACUCAUCCCUGCCCACCACCGAAUUAUCAUGGCAGAACUUGCCACCAAGAAUUCACCCUGGGUGGAAGUGGACACGUGGGAAAGCCUUCAGAAGGAGUGGGUGGAAACUGUGAAGGUGCUCAGACACCACCAGGAGAAGCUGGCAACUGGUGGCUGUGAGCGCUCACCUUCCCUGGACAGGCCCGGGCGGAAGAGGAAGUGGGAUGAACAGAAGCAGGACUCGAACCCAAAAAAGGCCCAAGAGCCCAAGCCAACAGGUGUGCCCAGGGUGAAACUGCUGUGUGGGGCAGAUUUACUGGAGUCCUUCAAUGUGCCCAACUUGUGGAAGAUCGAGGACAUCACCCAGAUCGUGGCCAACUACGGGCUCAUAUGUAUCACUAGGUCUGGCAGUGAUGCUCAGAAAUUCAUCUACGAGUCCGACGUGCUGUGGAGACAUCGGAGCAACAUCCACCUGGUGGAUGAGUGGAUCACCAAUGACAUCUCCUCCACCAAGAUCCGGAGAGCUCUCAGAAGGGGCCAGAGCAUCCGCUACUUGGUCCCCGACCUUGUCCAAGAGUACAUUGAAAAGCAUGACCUGUACAGCUCCGAGAGUGAAGACAGGAAUGUUGGGGUCAUUCUGGCUCCCCUCCAGAGGAACAUUGCUGAGGCCAAGCUCUGCAAUCCCACCACGUAAUGCUGUGCAUGAUGUCGGCUGCUCUUGUGGAGAUUCAAAACGACCCUUGUUAGUAACUCAGGGAAGGAAUUGCCAUCCUGUUUCAUAAGCUGAAGUUUAAAGGUUUGAUUAAAAACCAACAGGAAAUUAAGAUUAGUAGCUAAAUGAAUGUUUUGAAUAAGGUAUUUAAAAAAAAAAAAAAGAAUAAUUCCUCUUUAACAGGCUUUGGUGGCGCAUACCUUUGAACCCAGCACUCGGGAGGCAGAGGCAGGUACAGCUCUGUGAGUUCGAGGCCAGCUUGGUCUACGGAGCUAGUUCCAGGACAGGCUCCAAAGACAUACAGAGAAACUCUGUCUCCAAAAAUUAAAAACAAAAA
Molecule: messenger RNA, 1370 nt
Organism: Phodopus roborovskii (desert hamster)
Lineage: Eukaryota; Metazoa; Chordata; Mammalia; Rodentia; Cricetidae
Gene: Nmnat1
Product: nicotinamide nucleotide adenylyltransferase 1
Exons: 5
Coding region: 167-1015 (282 amino acids)
Biological process (GO): NAD+ biosynthetic process
Molecular function (GO): nicotinate-nucleotide adenylyltransferase activity; nicotinamide-nucleotide adenylyltransferase activity
Source: RefSeq, a predicted model, not a curated record